GCUGCCUAAAAAGUUAAGAGACAAAGAUCACCCGCGCUGCGCUGCACCGCCCCGAGGACGAUGGCCGCGUCUCCUGCACUGCUCCUCCUGCUCAGCCUCACGCUCUGCUGCACCGGCACCCAGGGACAGAGGAACAGGAUGGUCGCCAGGUUCCUCGACAGGAAUAUGAAGCACCCCAAGGAGGGACAGCGCCUGGAGCUGGAGUGCCUGCAUUACGAGAGGAACAGACCCAUCUUCUGGAUCUGCCUGGACAAGGCUGGGAACCUUCACUUCGUCAUCUCCAGUACCCAUUCUUAUUCCACCAACUUGCAGGAGGGUGAGAAAACACCAACAAACUUUGAAGCAUUAUGGAGAGGAAAUUCCUAUCGGCUGGUGGUGAAGAACUUCACGGCACAGGACCAGGGGACCUAUUACUGUGUCAACUACAUCAACCAGGUGCUGCACUUCAGCUCUGGACAACCCGCCUUCUUCCCAGUCACUACAACAACAGCAACAACCACCACACCCGCUGCCACCACCCACAGCAGCCAGCUCACCAGCAAGGACAUCUCCCGGCACAGCCCGCAUCCAGAAACAAGCAAGAAGAAGACACUGAGCUACUGCUGUGAUACAGUCAUGCGGAUUAACCUGGCAUGCGCCUGCCUCCUGCUCCUCACUGCCAUAACCAUCACCAUCGUGCUCUGCCAAAGGACCAAGCUCAGCGUAAGCAAGCAGUGCUGCGUG
Molecule: messenger RNA, 723 nt
Organism: Numida meleagris (helmeted guineafowl)
Lineage: Eukaryota; Metazoa; Chordata; Aves; Galliformes; Numididae
Product: T-cell surface glycoprotein CD8 alpha chain-like
Exons: 5
Source: RefSeq, a predicted model, not a curated record